CGCUGGAGUGUCGCUAUGGUAAAUAAAUAUAGUUGCUUUGAAGACGAAAAUGUCUCUCAUGUAGAAGGAGAUAUAAAUCCUGUUCGAGACAUAGAAAUCAUUAAUGAAGAACUGCGACUCAAAGAUGAGGAAUAUCUAAUUAACAUAGUAGACAAACUUGAAAGGACAGUUAUUAGAGGUGGUGAUAAAAAGUCAAAACCAGAAUAUGAUGUUCUAUGUAAAAUUAAACAUUUAGUUGUGGAGGAGAAGAGACAUGUCAGAUUUGCCGAUUGGAAUGCUGCUGAAAUUGAAGUCCUGAAUAAGCAUCUUUUCCUAACAUCCAAACCUAUGAUUUAUUUAAUUAACCUUUCCGAAAAAGAUUAUAUAAAAAAGAAAAAUAAAUGGUUGCCAAAAAUCAAGGAAUGGGUUGAUAAAAAUGAUCCAAAAGCUGCUAUAAUACCUUUUAGUGGUGUAUUUGAGCAAAAAGUUUCAGAAAUAGAUCCAGAAGAAAGGCAAAAAUAUUUAGCUGAAGUUGGUGCAAAUAGCAACCUUGAAAAAAUUAUAGUCACUGGCUAUAGAACUCUUCAACUUAUAUAUUUCUUCACUGCAGGAAAAGAUGAAGUAAAAGCAUGGACUAUCCAG
Stegodyphus dumicola is the source of this 621-nucleotide messenger RNA. RefSeq names its product obg-like ATPase 1. Lineage: Eukaryota; Metazoa; Arthropoda; Arachnida; Araneae; Eresidae. The record is from RefSeq and is a predicted model, not a curated record. Gene Ontology annotation, cellular component: cytoplasm. Gene Ontology annotation, molecular function: GTP binding; ATP hydrolysis activity; ATP binding.